GCGCCGCGGGGGGGUCCGCGCCUUCCGUGACUGCGGGGAGGGGGGGCUGCUGCGGCCCGGGGGGGGGCGCUGACCUCUGACCCCUCGCCUCGGUCACCCCCGCCCGCCGGGGGGGCUCGGGACCUCCCCCGAGCCUAGCGGUGCCCACCGGGCCUGCGAGCUGCCGGGGCGGUGGGGCCCCCCGGCCCCGCACCCCAAGGCCUGGGCUGGGCCUUUGCCCGGUGGCGGUCACCGCCGGGGCUUCUCCGUGUCCUUCGGCCCCCCGGGACGGAAAUCCUGAGGAAGCUGCGGCGCAGAGGGGUCCCGGGGGAGCAGUAGUGGGGAUCCAGGCUGCCCAGAGCCCUGAGCAGCUGCAGGCACGGUGUGGAAGCUGGAGCGUGGCCCCUGCAGCGGUGGCUUGCCUGGGGCCACGGAGCACCGUGCCCUGGGGGUCCUACCCCAACACAAGCGCUUGCCGAGGCGCCGCCGCCAGGACCACCGCCUCCUCCACAGCAUGGGUGCAGUGGGAAGGAACUACGGCUUCAUGUGAGAGAUGGCAAACGCCGAAGUGAGUGUCCCUGUGGGCGAUGUGGUGGUUGUACCAAGUGACGGCAACGAAGGGGAGAACCCGGAGGAUACCAAAACCCAAGUGAUCCUGCAGCUCCAGCCAGUGCAGCAAGGGAUUUACCAAGAGGGCUCAGAGGCCAGCGCUGCUGUAGUGGCCGUGGAAACGCACACCAUCCACAAGCUGGAAGAAGGGAUUGAUGCUGUUUCCCAGGCAUGGAUGUGGGUGCAGGGUCUGGGCAUACUCUGGAAUAAAGAGUCUGCUGGUACUGCUUGGGCUCAAAAUCCUGGAACGGAGAUCCUGGCUCUCCCGCGAUGACUGACCCCAGUACCAUUGAAGCGAAUGAGGAGAUUGAGAUUGCCUAUCCCAUCACCUGCGGGGAGAGCAAAGCCAUUCUGCUCUGGAAGAAGUUUGUCUGUCCGGGAAUUAAUGUCAAGUGCGUAAAGUUCAAUGACCAGUUGAUCAGCCCGAAACAUUUUGUUCACCUGGCUGGGAAGUCUACCCUGAAGGACUGGAAGAGAGCUAUUCGCCUCGGAGGAAUCAUGCUGAGGAAGAUGAUGGACUCGGGGCAAAUCGACUUCUACCAGCACGACAAAGUUUGUACCAACACUUGUCGAAGCACCAAGUUUGAUCUCCUGAUCAGCAGCGCCAGAGCUCCAGUGCCGGGGCAGCAGAGUGUGGUGCAGACUCCUACAUCAGCAGACGGGAGCGUCACCCAGAUCACGCUGUCGGAGGAGAGCAUGGAGGAAGGGAUCGAGUGGAACUCAGCUCUGACGGCCGCCGUCACCAUGGCCACUGAGGAAGGCAUGAAAAAGGACACAGAUGAGAUCUCGGAGGACACGCUGAUGUUCUGGAAAGGAAUAGCUGACGUGGGGCUGAUGGAAGAGGUCGUAUGCAACAUCCAGAAGGAGAUAGAAGAAGUCCUAAGAGGUGUCCAGCAGAGGCUGGGGCAGUCUCCCUUCCAGGUGACGGAUGCUGCAGUCUUGAACAACGUUGCUCACACAUUUGGCCUGAUGGACACCGUCAAGAAGGUUCUGGACAACAGGAAAAACCAGACAGAACAAGGAGAGGAGCAGUUUCUUUACACACUGGCAGACCUGGAGCGGCAGCUGGAAGAGCAGAAGAAACUUGCCAAGGACCAGAAGGCCAAGUCCCAAACCAUCCAGAAUGUGGUGCUGAUGCCCGUCAGUGCUCCCAAACCCCCCAAGAGACCCCGCCUGCAGCGCCCGGCCUCUGCCACCGUCCUCAGCCCCUCCACCCCCAUUCAGCAGCCUCAAUUCACUGUCAUCUCCCCCAUUGCCAUCGCGCCCGUCGGACAACAAUUCUCCGUGGGCAACAUCCCGGUGGCAACCAUCAGCCAAGGCUCCAGCCCAGUGACUGUUCACACCUUGCCCUCCGGUUCCCAGCUCUUCCGAUAUGCCACCGUGGUGUCCUCCUCCAAAACUGGCUCCUCCGACACAGUCACCCUCCACCCGUCCUCCAGCCUGGCCUUGCUGAGCUCGGCGGCUGUGCAGGACAGCGGGGCCUUGGCCAACGUGGCCACUGUGGUCAACCCUGUGGAACUGGUGGCCAUGGAGUCCGGGCUCACGUCCACCAUCCAAGCUGUGGAAGGCACCUCCGACGACGGACAAACCAUCAUCGAGAUCGACCCAGCACCAGAUCCUGAAGCAGAGACAGAGGAGACGGAGGGGAAAGCUGUGAUCUUGGAGACGGAGCUGAGGACUGAGGAGAAAGUGGUGGGAGAUGUGGAGGAGCAUCAGCACCAGGUCCAUAAUGUGGAGAUUGUGGUUUUGGAGGACUGAGUGGGGAAGGAGAGUGUUGGUUUGGGGAAUUUGUUUUAUUUUGGGCUUUUUUGUUAAGUAUCUUUUCCAGCUACCCCAUUUGUUUCCAUGGAUACUUUCAUUGUACUGUACAUUUUUUACAUAUAUAUAUAUAUUUUAUUUUUUUUUUAAAGCUGGAGAAACACGUGAGACCUGGAAAAGGCUCCGUCUCCAUGGAGCACUGAACAAAUCUGCCUGUUCACAGGGUUGAGGAGAGACUGGAUCUCUGCUGAACAACCCAAGCGGGGAGGAACUGGACGAGGGCUCUGGCACCGAGAGCGCGGCCCAGCCGCACAUGGGGCUUCUGCUCCAGCUGCCCUGACCCCCGUUAUUUUAUUUCAGAGAGACAAAAACCAGUGGCUGGUGCAUUGCUGUGCCUGUGGGAAAGGGUGACAGUUUUGGGGUGGAACAGGUACCUCAUUUGUAUUUUUAUUUUCCCCCAGGGAAGGGAAUUCUGUCACCUCAACUGGGAUUUUUUUUAAUUAUUAUUCUUGCUUUUGGGGGAAACAACGGUAACCCUGGUUUUACUGUCUGUCUUCUCCUCAUCCACACAAAUUGGUUUUAUAUCUAUAUUUUUUUGUACGUUUGCUCUCUCCCUUCCCUCGUCCAGAUUUCCCAGCUAUAAAGCCCUGGAACCUUCUCUCGAGGGUCCCCGUAUACCAAUCCCUCCUCUUCCCACAGCACUUUUCCCCCAUCCCUUUCCCUGCCGGUGCUGCAAAUGCCACUUGGAGAGUCCGAGAUCACUUCAGCCUUUUGCAUAAAGGCAAAAAAAAAAGGUCGAGCUUAAAACUGCAACGUCCCCCUGGGCUGCUCAGCGCUGCAGGGACUUUUUGGGGUGUACAGAGCAUGUUGUGCUGUUGCUUUUCCGGGAGAACUGGACUCCGGAUUGGGGCAGCUCCUGUUUACAUCGUGUGCUGGGGCUGCUCCAUGCUUGUCACUACUUGUUUGGUGGUCUUAUUUAUUUUUGGUUUUUUCUUUCUUCCUAUAAUCUCUGGGCAGGAUUAAGAACUGGCAGCUGCUGAAAUCAUACGUGCUCUGCUGUUUUCCUUUUUUUCUUCUGCUGUCUGGGUGUCUCUUGGGGCUCAGUUGCCAUGGAAAGGCAGAACAGGGGACACACUGGAUGCUGCAGUGGUUUGGGGGGGCUGGGAUGAAGGGGGAGCUGCUUGGCUGGAAAAUAUUAAGCAAAACAACAGCAAAAGAGACACAUUUGGGGUGGGGGGAAGAAAGAUGUGUUUGCCUAUUUUUUACAUUAAAAGGAAAAAUUGAACUACGCUUGAAGGGAUUGUUCAUGGUGGCAGUUCUGUCACCUCAGAGGCAGCCAGGAGGGGCAAGGAUCCCUCUGGGUGCUGCUGCUCAGACCCCUCCGGCUUGCCCAGUAUCUGGGGGUCCUGGGUGGGCUGCAGUGGCCCCUGCUUUCCCCCUCCACCCCAGGAUGCAGGGGAGCUCAGAUAUUGGGUUACGACGGAGUUGGGGUGUGGGGGCAGCAGCCGGGCCUCGGAUUUGCCAUUUUUUGUGAAAAAAUACAGCUGGGCAGCGGGGGUGCCUGGCCCUUUAAGAGCACACCCCACCCCACCUCCCCGCCCCUUGCGCUGCCGCGCCUGUUCGCGCGGGGGCGCUGAUUUCCCCUCGCAAGUCCUCCGUCGGCCCGGCAUGCACCGCGACCCUUCCCCGCCAUUGUGCCCGGGGAAAGGCCUGUGGGCACGAGGCGGCGGCGCCUGGGCCGGAAGGAGAGGCGAGAAGUGGGGGUGACGGCUGGCUAGAGCGUCAGCCGCCGCGGGCGAGUCGGAGUCCGCCAGGUAGCUGCGCCGCGCCCGCCGCCGGGUCAUGUCGGCCAGCAGCCUCCUGGAGCAGGGCAAAACAGAUCUGUGCACCAGAAGGGUGGGUUAAAUGAUGAUGAUUUUGAACCCCACCUGAGUCCCCAGGCCCGGAUGGUGAGUAAGAGUGCAAGUACCUGCUGAGGGCGGGAGGCACUGAGAGCCCCCCAGGCUUCCUGCCGCUCCCUAGCAAAGGCCAAUUUGGCGUCUGUGCAUUUCCCCAUCUCUACGUACUAUAUUUUGAUGUUUUCCACAUUUCUUAUCAUAAUAUGCUAUUUUAUACGUGCCUUUCUCCAGGCAGAAAACAGUAGAAGUGGUGGAUGGGGUGUAAAGGUUUUAGCAGCUUUUGGGGGGUGUAAGGACAGUACAGUUCAGUUUGUUUUUUUCAUCAUAGCUGUCCUGAAGUCCUGCACUUUCAGUUUUGCUGUUACAAGCUUGUUUCCCUGCUGGUUUCUGGUUCUUCGCGCCGUGCGAGGAGACACGCGACAUCGUGUUGUGGAGUGACUGCACUCGGUGCAGUUACGCUCCCAAGGGCUUUUGGAGGAUACGAUCAACGUUCUUGUCUCUCCGCCAAGUAAACUAAAAAUGUGUGUCAUGGGGUUUUCUCGACUUUUUUCACCAAAAAACCCCACAGAACACACGUGCGAUAAAGGCUGUUAAGACUUUUUGAGGGCUUUAGUUAGAAGUCAGGCUGGAGAGGGCUUGUGACCAGCUUCUGAAAGUCAGACUUCCAGAUACUUUUCCUCUUAACUUUCUGUUUAAGAUCAGUUCUGCUGUUAACUGAUUUUUGUUUUUCUUAAUGAGCUGCAGGAGAGUGACACACAACAGAUGGAGUUCACCUGAUUAGAUGGUACAAGUAAGCAUUGCGAAUAAAACAUCUACAGUAGGACUGCGGCAGUUAGUUCAUUCUCUUGGCUUCUCUUUCCAGCUGCGAUUAGUAAAAAGAACCUGUUCUGCUUUUCCUUUUCUGUAUUUUUUUUGAUUGCUUUUCCUAGACAAUGUAUAUUGUUCAGAUAAAUGAUGAGUGAUUUAUUGCAACACAAGAACAGGUUUCUGUCUGAGUUGAAUUUUCAACAGGCAUUUUGCUAGUUUGUGCUAAAGCUAUGAGGCUAAAUAUCCUUGAAGGUCCUGUCAGCUGUUGUAUAACCUUCAGAAUUCAGCCUCUCCAUUAAGAUAACUCACUGCCUUCAGCUCCCUAAAAGGUUACAAGCCUAAAUUCCACCUGCAAAGGGCAAGGGAGUGUGAUUACUUUCUCAAGUCUUGAAUAAAACCAGCUGCUUUCCUAGUAGCUGUCAUUUAAUGGGGUUUUUUUCUAUCCCAGAAGUUAACAUCACACAUUUCCAGCCUCCAUCUGAAUGUGGACAUAUUUCCUGCCAAGUGUAGUUGUAUUUAAACCUCCUAAAGAGAAUGAAGGUUACUGUAAUGUUAAAAGCAACGUGGUAUUUACCCUAUUUUUCAUGUUUGAAGAACAACCAAACAGUUAAUAUCUUUUUGUGUGUUUCACACUGGUAAAAGUCAGUUUUAAAAACAAGGAAGUGGUUGUGUUGCACAGCAGGAGGUGAGCAGAGCUGCUGCGCUGGAAAUCCAGCAGGAGUGAGGGGAAACCACCAUGUUAACUUCUAAUUACAUUUUAAGGUGACUUUAUCUCACUUUCUCUCCAUGUUGUGUUGCUCAUCAGCUCCCAUCUGGGAUUUUACACUCAAUAUCAUAGAAACAAAAACUUGGAGAGAGCCGUGGUGCUGCUGAGCCCACCAGCCAGGUACAAAAAUUUGAUAUUUUGUAGUGUGCACCUCUUUUUGAAGAUGGGAGUUACAGAUACAACGCUGAAAAAAUAAUUAAAUGAAGCCCGCUGCCAUGGAAUAACACAAGUGGUUUCUGAAAUUGUUUUCCGAGCUCUCCACACAAGCAGGAGGUGCCCAAGUUGUGAACUUUUAUGGCUCUUCAUGCAGGAGCUGCUGUUUCAGGUGUGACUGUUAGUGGCUUGUCAGCCUAAGAAAUGAGGUUACUCAGUGUUCUGACGUGCAGAUACACAGCAAGUGAUUCCUCAACAGCUUAAAAAAAAAGGAAUAAAAGGUCAACAGCAAUGGUAAGUAAAUUUAAACCCUUAUCCUAGCCCUGAGGGGAAGAUGAAUAGUGAAUUUGAGGAAAUAACUGUAAAAAAAGUCUUAGUCAUUGGAGAGAUCGAAGAGGUGGUGAAGCUUGAUUUGCGUACUGAUCAGGAGCUGUGUCCGCUGUGUGAAUGCGGGUUGUGGAGUGAAGUGGCGAGUUUGGUAAAGCAUUGUUUAUACGUUCAGGUGAACAGCAACGGGUUUGUCUUAAACCUGCUUUGAGCUGGCACUUCUUACUGUGAAGAAUAAAGGUUGGCCUGGCUAUUUUA
Columba livia (rock pigeon) is the source of this 6555-nucleotide messenger RNA. It is a transcript of the gene GMEB1, whose product is annotated as glucocorticoid modulatory element binding protein 1. Gene Ontology annotation, biological process: regulation of transcription by RNA polymerase II. Bases 859 to 2346 code for a protein of 495 amino acids. The transcript is spliced from 12 exons. Gene Ontology annotation, cellular component: nucleus. Gene Ontology annotation, molecular function: RNA polymerase II cis-regulatory region sequence-specific DNA binding. Lineage: Eukaryota; Metazoa; Chordata; Aves; Columbiformes; Columbidae. The record is from RefSeq and is a predicted model, not a curated record.